Pyrus x bretschneideri (Chinese white pear) is the source of this 1277-nucleotide messenger RNA. RefSeq lists its product as uncharacterized. Bases 241 to 615 code for a protein of 124 amino acids. The transcript has 2 exons. The record is from RefSeq and is a predicted model, not a curated record. NCBI's taxonomy places the organism in Eukaryota, Viridiplantae, Streptophyta, Magnoliopsida, Rosales, Rosaceae.
CCGACGAAUGAUCAGCAUCUUGGGUGGGAGUCAGCGCCGAAAUGAAAAUGUAAAUAAUUGGUAUGCAAAAUUUCCACGACCCCCAACGAAGCUCCUUUGACUGUUUGACCGAAUACGCACAAUCUCCGCUGCACUGGAGCUCUUGGCUCCACAGAGAGAGAGGAGAGAGAGUGAGUGCGAGGCACUGAAGGUGGAGCUCAUACAUCUUUGCGUGCUCCGUUGAAAUCCUAGUAUCCUACCAUGGAAGAUUUCAGAUCCAAAUCGUGCGGCCACGGAAGAACGGAGGUGGAGACCUACAAUGGCGGCAGCGGCGCUUCGUCGGGAGUCAAUGGGAUGCAGGAUUUCAGGUGCUACAGCGCGUCCUACGCGUCCUCAGUGCACCCGCAGCAGCAGCAGCAAACCCAGGCCGGAAGCAACGACGAGAAGUUCAGGAAGGGGAAGUCGGCGAACGGGUCGGCGACGAAGAGCUGGAGCUUGAGCGAUCCGGAGCUGCAGAGGAAGAAGAGGGUGGCGAGCUAUAAAGUUUAUACGGUGGAAGGGAAGCUCAAAGGGUCGCUCCGGAAGAGCUUCCGGUGGCUCAAGGAAACUUGUGAUAGAGUCGUCUACGGGCGGUAAUCAUCAUUUCUGAAUAUAAUGUUAUAUAAAUCGGGGGCAAUGGAUGAAGGCAGCGGACGUUGGGGGUUUGAGAAGGCUGGCUUCCUGUUGUCGGGGUAAGUAUGCGUUAUUGAGCUUUUGUAGAGGUUUCCGCUUCGAACUUUGAUAAUGAGCCUGGCUAACGUGAGUAGUUUCGGUAUGAGAAAUCUUGCUAACGUGAGUAGUUUCGGUAAACGACUUGGAGACUCGUGACAUGGAAGUUCUUCGCCUUCGGGACAACCAAGUUCUUACAACGCAAGCAAUAGAACCGAUGCGUAAAAUUUGGUCAGGCUCGGUCAUGCAUCAUGCAACCCUUCUUAAUAGAUGUCUCUCCUUCCUACGCUUGGACUUCGAAGUCAAAAGGCCUUCCAAAGUUAUCAAGUCCCAAUUUCCGUCCCUUCAGUUCUAUUUUCGAUUAAAAGUUUGUAACCGGUUCUUUAUGCAUAUUCGUAAAUAUGCGUUCCGGUUGCACGUAGCGAUCAGACGAGUACGAGGAUUGUGCUGCGUGACCUUUGGUUUUGGGAACAAAGUGAAACAUGCAGCUUCUAACAAUUCUUUACCAAUUUUGUUAAACACACAAAUAAGGGCUUAAGGGGAACAUUUCUGUUUGAACAAUUCAGUUAUUUUUCUUUGGAAAACGAAAA